AUGUUUCGUAAUACAAGAUCUUUAAGUGGGGCAUUUUCCACAAUUGUUAAUUUCACGGUUGCUGAUUUUCUUGGUCGAUCUAAAAAAUUAUCAAUUUUAAAUAAAAUCAAAUGUCAACAACAAGAUAAUGAAUAUGACAAACGUUUGUUUUUUCCUACACACCAUAAACAUAAAAAUGAUAACAGUUUAGUAGCACAAGAAAAAUUAGAUGAUGUUUAUAGUUUAGAUGUAGAACAAAUUGUUUUUAAUUCUUAUAAAAUGGCGCUUAAUCUUAUUGAACCGUUAAAUAUAAUAUCAGUAUUAAAAGAAUAUCAUCUUCUCAAUUUAUACUCUUUAAGUAAAUAUACUUUUAAUUACUUAAAUACACGAUCAACAAUAAAAGCUAAAACUAGUUCAAAUUCAGAAUUAUCAAUUGAUUACUACGAGAACGAUGAAGAUGAGGAAGAUGAUGACGAUUAUUUAGAUAAUAAUGAAAUCAUUAGUAACAGUAACGAGGACAGUGAAAGUCUUAAUGAAUCAUUCGAUGAUGAUGAAGAAAAUUUGGAGACAAUGAAAAAUGAUUUUAAUGGUAUAAACAUUCGAGAUAAAAUAAAUAUGGAGCAGGAAAAUUGUUAUUUCAAAAUAAAAAUUAAUGGAGUAGUGAAGUAUAUGCAUAAGCAAACUGCUUGCUGGAUUUUGACGGAAGAAAAUGGAAGAGUUUCAACAGACCGUUUAUCUCGUGUAAUACAGAUGAACAAAAAGUAA
Rotaria sp. Silwood1 is the source of this 744-nucleotide messenger RNA. Lineage: Eukaryota; Metazoa; Rotifera; Eurotatoria; Philodinida; Philodinidae. The record is from the annotation of a GenBank genome assembly.